AUGGCACCAGAUGUGGCCUGGCUCCUUUUCCUCCAACCAACCCUGGUGAUAGGCAUCACAAUGCAGACCGCGAUCAAGAACUUCCGCACUUUACAUGUUGACUACCCCAAGGUUAACUACCUGAAGGGUUUCCACGGAUACUGUAAUGGCCUCAUGGCCUACGUGAGAGGCCGACUGAAGGACUGGCAUUGCCCUAAGAUCCACUAUGUGGUACAUGCGCCCUGGGAAGACAUCCAGAAGUUCUGCAAACACAGCAAGAGCUUCUGUGAAAACUACAAUGAAUACUGUACCCUCACUCAGAACUCCUUCCCGAUCACAGUCUGCACCAUAGACCCUAAACAGCCACCAACCAGCUGUAGCUACAACAGCACCCUGACCAACCAGAGACUGUACUUGCUCUGCUCCCGCAAGUACGAUGCUGAGCCAAUAGACAUCGUUGGCCUCUACUAGG
This is a messenger RNA of Acomys russatus (golden spiny mouse), 451 nucleotides long. RefSeq names its product ribonuclease A family member 13 (inactive) (gene Rnase13). The record is from RefSeq and is a predicted model, not a curated record. NCBI's taxonomy places the organism in Eukaryota, Metazoa, Chordata, Mammalia, Rodentia, Muridae. The transcript has a single exon. Gene Ontology annotation, molecular function: nucleic acid binding. Bases 1 to 450 code for a protein of 149 amino acids.